Messenger RNA from Dendrobium catenatum, 743 nucleotides. RefSeq names its product ATP synthase delta chain, chloroplastic-like. Gene Ontology annotation, molecular function: proton-transporting ATP synthase activity, rotational mechanism. The record is from RefSeq and is a predicted model, not a curated record. Gene Ontology annotation, biological process: proton motive force-driven ATP synthesis; photosynthetic electron transport in photosystem I; photosynthetic electron transport in photosystem II. NCBI's taxonomy places the organism in Eukaryota, Viridiplantae, Streptophyta, Magnoliopsida, Asparagales, Orchidaceae. Gene Ontology annotation, cellular component: chloroplast thylakoid membrane.
UAUUGCUUAUUCUUCUUACCAACUGAAACUUGAACUAAAUUCCAGAUGAGCAUCCUAAACAAUUGCGCAACAUGCGGUGGGCAGCCCUGCUUCCCUCUAAAAGGAACAGGAAUUCAGGAAUCAAAUCAAAAUUAUCCAAAAUCUCUUCCAUUGCAUGGAACCCAUGCGAAGAAACCAUUACAGCCAAAUUCUACAAUAAAUAGAACUUCACCAACCAUGACAAUCAAUGGAGAAGCUGCUUCUUUACCAGAGGAAUUCAUUAGUAAAUUUCCAGAUGCAAGUUUUAUGAGCAAGAAACAAGGAAUUGAAGAGCUUUCUCAGCUUCUCACUAAGAAUGACUACAGUAAACAUUCUAUGGAGUUUGAGCCCUUUUUCAUGGGACCUUUCAUGGAGUUUGAGAACGAAAAAAUCAGCUCAACAGCGAUGAAAGAAGAGAAGAAGGCUGUGCUUGCUGUAUCUGUUUCUUCUGCUUUGAAGCUUGAUGAAAGGCAAGUUAGUUUAAUUGCUCGUAAAGUGAAGAGGCUUACUGGUUUUACAAAUUUGAAGUUGGAGAAUACUAUAGAUCCCACACUUAUUGCUGGAUUUGUGAUCAGCUAUGGUGAUGAUGGAUCCAAUAUUAUUGACCUCAGUGUGAAGGGUCAGCUGGCUAAUUUGGCUUCCCAGGUUGAAUCUUUGGAUAAAUGGAUUCCUAGCCAUGAUGAGAGAUGAGUUUUGCUUGUUGUAUGCUUUGUUUGAGUUGUAAG